CAAACACUGACAAUCCGUUUAUCAUGCUUUUUAGUGGGUUUACCAAAAUUUCCUUAGGAUGUCCCAAAUAGAAGUGAAAGCCUACCAGCUCCGCGACGAGGCCGUGAAGUGCGUGAACAGCACGAGCUUCCUCAAGCAGCUCUUCUCCAAGUCCAGAACGCACCUGCAGGAGUCCGUGGAGUACUUCAAGCGGGCGGGGAACCUGUUCCGCACGGCCAAGAACUGGCCCCAAGCGGCCACGGCCUUCUCCGACGCCGCCAACCUCAGCCUGAAGAGGAACGACUGCGGCGAGGCCGCCUACAGCCUCGUGGAGGCGGCGAAUUGCUACAAGAACUUCGACAGGUCCAGGGCUAUAGAAGUCUACCUCAAAGCUAUCGAUAUAUACGAGAAAAACGGGAAGGUUAUGACCACUGCCAAGUACUACCAAAUCAUAGCUGAAAUUUUGGACGACGAACUGGACAUCGACGAAGCGAUUCACUAUUACGCGAAGGCGGCGCGGCUUUACAGAAAAGAAAGCAGCUUCGCUGCAGCUAAUAAAUGUUACGAGAAAAUCGCAGAACACACAGCUCUGAUGCAAAACUAUAUCGAGGCCAUAAAGAUCUUCGAAGAGAUAGCUUGCUGGGACAUGGCCAGUUCCAUUCACAAGUACGCGGCGAAGCAGUACUUCUUCAGGGCCGCCAUUUGCCUGCUUUGCACCGGAUGCGACGUCGCCGCCAAGCUGCGAACCUACCUCAACAUACACCCGGCCUUCGAGGACACCAAGGAGCACCGGCUGAUAAUGUACCUGCACAACUGCUUGCAAGUGGGCGACGCGGAGGGAUACGAGAGAGCCAUCAAGAAAUUCGACGCUGUCACCGAGUUGAGUCAAUGGCACAUCACGAUGUUGCUCAGGGCGAAAAACAAUAUGGAGGAACCCUAGCGGAUGAAUUUAAUUUUGAAUAAAAUGUAUCGUAUGGAGUAGGUCUUUUUUUGGUUGUGGAACUGAAAAACUUGUGUUAAUUUUAGUCUGUAAUUACAAUUAUUAAUGCAACGUUUAGACAAUUAUUUACUGGAAUUACUCAGAACAUUUUGGAACUGUACAGGGUUGUUGGAACUUGCUUGGAACAGUUAUAAAUGGUUUAGAAGUACCCAUGACCUUUUGGAACCACUCAGGACUUUUGGGAAUUGAGUAGAGUCCUUUGAACUGUUCUAAAUGGUUUUGAACUGCCCAGGGCCGUUUGAAAUUGUUCUAAAAUGGUUACGACGAAU
Molecule: messenger RNA, 1248 nt
Organism: Phyllotreta striolata
Lineage: Eukaryota; Metazoa; Arthropoda; Insecta; Coleoptera; Chrysomelidae
Source: the annotation of a GenBank genome assembly